This is a messenger RNA of Clupea harengus (Atlantic herring), 3103 nucleotides long. RefSeq names its product SS18 subunit of BAF chromatin remodeling complex (gene ss18). Gene Ontology annotation, molecular function: transcription coactivator activity. Gene Ontology annotation, biological process: positive regulation of transcription by RNA polymerase II. The record is from RefSeq and is a predicted model, not a curated record. NCBI's taxonomy places the organism in Eukaryota, Metazoa, Chordata, Actinopteri, Clupeiformes, Clupeidae. Gene Ontology annotation, cellular component: nucleus.
GCAUUAUUCCUUUUCUUUCACAAUCAUUGAACAUACAUGCUUUAAUUUUUUUGGCAAAAAGAUGUAGAAAUGUAUAUAUUUUACGAUACUGAUACAUUUCAUUGUUUUGGAAAUGAAAACUUAAGAAUCUGUUUUAGCUUUGUUUCGACCUCCCCCACGUGAUAGCCAACGUUACAAAAUAGCAUCCUUCCUUGAGCAGAGGUUUGAGUUCUACAGAUUUGUGUUUUAUUGUAUGUUUAAACCCAUAUAUUGCUAAAAUUACUAUGUCGGUGGCGUUUGCACCUCACAGACCGCGUGGAAAGGGUGAUAUAACACCCGCAGGAAUUCAAAAGUUACUGGAUGAGAACAACCAACUAAUACAGUGCAUAAUGGACUUCCAGAGCAAAGGAAAGACGGCCGAAUGUUCACAAUAUCAACAGAUGCUUCACAGAAAUCUGGUGUACUUGGCCACGAUAGCAGACUCCAAUCAGAAUAUGCAGUCUCUUCUUCCUGCUCCCCCCACCCAGAACAUGCCCAUGCCGGGUGGCAUGAACCAGAGCGGCCCCCCUCCCCAGGCUCCCCACGGCCACAACAUGCCCUCGGAGGGCCCACCUGCCCCACACAUGCAGAACCAGAUGAAUGGACAGAUGCCUGGCCCUAACCACAUGCCCAUGCAGGGUCCUGGGCCCAACCAGCCGCCCAACAUGCCCAGUGGCCCCAUGAAUAUGCCCCCCAGCAGCCACGGGUCCAUGGGCGGCUACAACCACGCUGUGCCCUCCUCACAGGGCAUGCCCACUCAAGGCCAGAUGAACAUGAGCCAAGGCCAGCCGAUGGCAAACUACGGCCCACGACCCAACAUGAACAUGCAGCCCAACCAAGGCCCCAUGAUGCACCAGCAGCCACCCUCCCAGCAGUACAACAUGCCCCCUGGUGGUGGUGGGCAGCACUACCAGGGCCAGCAGAAUCCCAUGGGCAUGAUGGGCCAGGUGAACCAGGGCAACCACGUGAUGACCCAGAGACCCAUGCCCCCCUACAGGCCGCCACAGCAAGGUCCUCCUCAGCAGUACCCAGGUCAGGAGGAGUACUAUGGGGAACAGUACAGUCAUGGCAGCCAGGGAGCUCCUGAAGGAAGUUCCCAGUAUGGCCAGCAGCAGGAGGCCUACCAGCAGGGUCCCCCUCAACAGCAGGGUUACCCACCCCAGCAGCAGUAUCCUGGACAGCAGGGCUAUCCCGGUCAGCAGCAAGGCUAUGGCCCGUCUCAAGGAGGCCCUGGACAGUAUCCCAACUACCCUCAGGGCCAGGGUCAGCAGUACGGGGCCUACAGGGCACCGCAGCCAGGCCCCCCACAAGCCCAGCAACAGCGUCCAUAUGGCUAUGACCAGGGACACAUGAGGAAAUAAAGGACCGGGUAUUUCAACCCCUGACUAGAUCUGUAAGAAGCAAAGGGUCAGUAUGGAAACUACCAGCAGUGAAAACACAGGCAUUGCACUUCCAUGAGCGUUUACUCAGCGCUCCCCUCUCUGGACCUGUAGAAGGGCUAUUGCUCUCUGAGAACCCCCCCAACAAACACACACACACACACACACACACACACACACACAAUUAGGUUAUGAAGAGAAUGGUUGCCCUAGCCUCAACACACACACACACACACACACACAAUGCCCCUCUUUUUAAUGUGAAGACUGAACGAUUUGUAGAGUACUUUUUUCGUGUUCAAACAGUGAUUUCUAUCAUGAAAAUAGUGAUUUUUGACAUUACCACUUUUCUCGUGAGCAUUUGGGCCAUCUCAAAGCAGCGAUGCCUUAAGUGUUUCAGAGCUGCCUUAUCACCAUAUUUACUACUUUGUCCUUUUGUUUUGGUUCUAGAUAAGGUUUAGUGCUCACUAUACUAAUCAUCCCUGUCAGUUCCCAGGCUGUGAUGUGUACUGACCUGUAGGCUCUGCAAUGACUUAAACUCCUGUAUAUUAAGCAAUAAUGUGACAGUGAGAAGGAGGGUCUCGAGCUAUGACCUUGUACCAGGGAAUAUUCAUUUGUGACCAGGUAGAAAAAAAAAAUGUCAUGAUGUGUACAAAUGUAUUUACGCUUUUUAGAUAGUGCUGAAUUUGUAAGAUUUGGGAACUUGUUCUGAAUUGGCCCUCCUUCCCAACAUACAAACACACACACACACACCUCCCCUGUCACUGUUUGUGUUAGGAUGUGCUUUUUCAAAAAAAAAAUGCUGAUUCUCAACUCUCAAUCUUGCAUCUGUUUGCUUACCAGUCUCUUUUGCAUUUUAUUUUACCAUCUCCAAAUGCCCACAUCUUAUUUGUCAGUUGUUGGUUAGGGACUCCUGUAUUUAAACUGAAAUGAGUGAACUGUAUAUAGUCAUUACUCUCACAAACCAGCUGGCCAGAACACCUCCAAAUGAAAGAAGUGAGGAGCAAAGUGAUUUACAGCCUUUUUGGGACAUCAUUGCAGAUGACUGAGGACAUAUAGAAUUUUCUUUUUGUUUUUGAAUGAAGAAUUGUAACAAAGUUAAUGCUCCAUGAUUGUAACACCCAUCCUUUUCUAAUUCUGUUUCACUAAGUUAGUAAGGGUAGUUGUGUUAACAAUUGUUUUUUUGUUUUUUUUUGUCAAGUCAUAGUUGGCAUUGUGGAUCAGCUUGAAUGCACCCAGACAUUGUGGACUUUAUGAAGUAAAAACUAGGUUCUGAAAUGGUCAUUCCAUGAAACAUCAUGUCUAUGUGACGGUGGUUAACGUCUUUGGUUUUUAUGUCGAUAUCCUAUACAGUGUGGCUUAGCCAAGAGAAAAAUACAGUAUUGGCUUAAGUGAAAAACAGUUUUGCAAUUUUUUUGGAGUGUAAGUUUUGUAUGUAAAGGAGCCCCAUUGUGUGUUCUCCACAUUUGCGUUAGACGUUUAAUGUCAUAAUGAUUUACAGUAAUUUUCAGUGAAGCUCUUGUUUAGUCCGCAGACAGGAACUAAUGAAAAGUGUUGCUCUGUUAUUGUACGGCCUUGAUUUGGUGUCUGCUUCCUCUCUGAGGGAGUCAUCGCUGUCUGUGUUUUUACCACCAUGUAAAGCUGUACGUCACUGUAACUGAUCAAAACGUCAGAAUAAAUUAUUGUGACACUUUUUUUUUCAUAAA